Oikopleura dioica is the source of this 1263-nucleotide messenger RNA. The record is from the annotation of a GenBank genome assembly. NCBI's taxonomy places the organism in Eukaryota, Metazoa, Chordata, Appendicularia, Copelata, Oikopleuridae.
AUGUUGACCCUUUUGCUAGAGAACACAGAAUACCGAUCACCGCAAUCGGCGCUUCUGGCCCGUCUGCAUCCAGUUCUGCUGAUGGAAAGCCCGACUUAUGCGCUCUUUCAUGCGGUGGAAGAGGGAAAUGUGGACAGGGUCAAAGCAGCCAUGGAAAAUGGCGGAAAUGCCGACCCCGAUGAUGACAGAAAUGCAUUUCAAGUGCGUCUUUCUGCGGCGAAUAUUGAAAUGGAAAUCCGCUACCAUCACUUUGCUUUGAACAUUUCUGAGAGACAGAAAGACAAGUUCUUCAAAAGAAUCGAGUACAUGGCCCGAGUCGACAAUGACCCAAUUUGGAUACAACGAAUUGAGGCAAUUUCAACCAUCGACGCCAGUGAAGAACAGCAAGAAGAUCUCAUCGAUGGGAUUUACAUGGACCCCGUUUGUAAAUACUUUAUUGACGAACACCCCAAAUUGGUCAACAAAGACACGCUCAUGUUGUUCAAUACCUACGAGUACACCCUCCCGCUUCUCUUUUACACUGUCAAGGAAUUUGACAAGAAGGACCUUUGGAACAGCGUAUUCAAAGCGACGAAAUUGAAAGUUCUCAGCGACCUAUUUUGCGAUACAUUCAUCAAUAAAUGUAUCAACGAGCAAUCGCUAAAAAUCCUCCCGCUGAUGGUCGAAAAUGGCAUCAGCCUUCAUCAAAAAUUCAAGAUCCAGGUCGUCGAGCCAACUGAUUGGAGUCUUUACGACCAAUUUACACAGCGCGUCGUAAAAACGCUCAAUCUUACUGGCUGUCGUAUUUUUCCGUCGAUGGCGAUUAUUCUCAAGAAAAUGCUGGAACUUGGGCUGAGAGUAAAUGAGCCAUUUGCUUCGUUCGAGAUUUUUGAUGAAGGCUGGCCGGCUGAGAACGUUCCCAAAACCCUCUUCAACUACUUGGUUAUGCUCAGAAUGCGCAUAAGGCACAAGUCCGCUGAAAUCUACAACGGCAGCCUGGAAUUCUAUCACAUGAGAAAGCGAGGAUGUUUCGAGCUCGAAAGCAUCGAAAGCCUCAUUGAAAAGAUAGAUGAACUACUCGCCGUUAUUUUCAAAUACCGUCCCCUUCACUUUACGCUCCUCAACAAUGAAAUGCUAUCAGAAUGUCUAGCUAGUUUGAAUCUUCAAGCCAAGAAGGAAAACGUCUGCAAGCUCCGAAGAAUGGACCUUGUUUUAGAACUCGUUCAACGCAGCCAACCUAUUCCUAUUUCACCUGAACAGACCAGUGACACGAAUAAUUCUUAA